Messenger RNA from Brassica oleracea var. oleracea, 611 nucleotides. RefSeq lists its product as uncharacterized. The transcript has a single exon. Gene Ontology annotation, biological process: negative regulation of cell population proliferation. The record is from RefSeq and is a predicted model, not a curated record. NCBI's taxonomy places the organism in Eukaryota, Viridiplantae, Streptophyta, Magnoliopsida, Brassicales, Brassicaceae. Bases 91 to 228 code for a protein of 45 amino acids.
UAUCAUCAUCAUUUCUAUUAAUUCUCUUACACAUAUAUCAAAUCCUAAUAAAAGAAAACAAUUAUUUCCGUUUUAUUCGAUAUCGUGAAGAUGGGAUCCAGUCAAAGCAUGGGAGGUUCAAAGAGAAGGGUGUCGAGUAGGGGACUUGGAGCUGUUCUUAAAGAACAGAGAGCUAAGCUUUACAUCAUUCGAAGAUGUGUCGUCAUGCUUCUUUGUUGGAGCGAUUGAUUUCUCUUCAGAUAUAUUCUCAAAUCAUUUUGAUCAAGAUCGUUUGUAUAAAAGGGAUUGAUAAAGAACCCAUCGUGAUGUUUGGAGCUUAAGCGGGUCGGUUCGGAUCCGAGUUUAGUGCCAGGUCGUGGAGUAGUUAAAGGGUUUAAGGUUAGGUGUCUCUACUGGUUAGCAGAGUCGUCUUCUUUGGAGCAAUAUUGUAAAUAUUGACGGCAUAAUAGAGAGAGUUGAUAAAGUUUUGUAAUAGCUUUUGGCUUUGUUCUAUGACAUUCGAAAAAAAGAAAAGAAUAUACGGUUAAUGUAAAAAUGGUCGUUCAUGUAUCUGUACUCUAUCUCUUCUUCUUGGGUUAAUUAAGGUUUUGAAAUCUCAAAUUCAAUGAUCA